AUGGCUGAGGAACUCGAAGCCUUUAUGAGGGCUGAAAGUAACGAACCAUUUUUCGAACCUACCGAAGAACAAGAAGAAAUGUUAUUACUCGCUGAACGUGGCGAAUCGAUGGAUUUUCCAGACAGUCCAGACGAGCUCGACUAUGAACCGAUGUCAUCGCCGAAGCCAAAAUCUCCUCGAAAGAAUUCGCCGAAACCAAAAUCUCCUCGUACUCCACCGCCAAAGUCUCCGGCCAAAUCGCCAAGCAAAUCCCCAAACUCGACAAAGAAACGCAUCGAUAAAGCAGUAGGCGAAAUCGCCAAAGCGGUGUUAUCUCCAUCACGAAACAUAGAGCCAACUCCAUCUGGCUCGGGUUAUGUAUUUCCCGAACAAGGUCGCAAACCAACGCGACCCGCUAAAGUUACCAUCGACCGUACUAGAGCUCGAAAGUCAUCGCCGAAAAAGAAGGUGAGUUCGACAAUUCAACCCGUCGACAAUAUCGAAGUGAAAGGCCGCAAUAAAAAGCCCCUAAAACCAGCAAUAAAAUCACCAUCGAAGUCGCCAAAAUAUAAAUCGACAACGUACAAGCCACAAUCUCCAAAAAAGGCAGUCUCGUUCAAAAGUUCAUCGUCAUCGUUGUCGUCGUCGGCGUCAUCGUUUUCGUCGUCAUCAGUAUCGACGUCAUCGUCGUCGUAUUCGUCAUCAUCGGCGUCGGUGAGCAGUGUCCCUAAGAGAAGAAGCAGGUCCCCAAAUCGUUCGCCGAGAAAAUCUAAAUCUCCGUCUCCUCGCCGAUCGGUCUUCGAACGCCUAUCGACCAACGAAGAAAAUCUAAAGAAGGAGAUAAGAGGGAACAAGAUCACGAUUACCGAUCUACGAUCUCAAUUGAAAUCGAGGAAAAAUGAGAUUCGCAAUUUCGAGGAGGCGAUUCUGGAUGAGAAAAGGCGAAGGGAAGAAGACAGGCGACAAAUUCAGAAUUUAAAUAGAAGAAUCACCGAAAAAAACCGGACGAUCGACGAAAACCUAAUCCAAAUUCAACGCCUCAGCGAACAGGUGAACGAACAGACGACGACGAUAAACAAUCAAGUGGUGACAAUAUCGAAUUUAGAGGCACAGCUAUUGAGAGCGCCUCAACAGGAUUCCGGACGGCGUCAGUAG
Molecule: messenger RNA, 1134 nt
Organism: Planococcus citri (citrus mealybug)
Lineage: Eukaryota; Metazoa; Arthropoda; Insecta; Hemiptera; Pseudococcidae
Product: serine/arginine repetitive matrix protein 2-like
Exons: 2
Coding region: 1-1134 (377 amino acids)
Source: RefSeq, a predicted model, not a curated record